Molecule: messenger RNA, 282 nt
Organism: Halteromyces radiatus
Lineage: Eukaryota; Fungi; Mucoromycota; Mucoromycetes; Mucorales; Cunninghamellaceae
Exons: 3
Coding region: 1-282 (93 amino acids)
Source: RefSeq, a predicted model, not a curated record
AUGAAGAACAAUCUGGCACUACAUCAAGAUGAAAAUUUAGAUCAUUUAUCUUUAGCAAUUGGACGACAAAGAGAAUUAGGUUUAAUGAUUGGUGAUGAAUUAGAUUCUCAUGUACAAUUGAUUGAUGAAACUGAAAUGUUGGCAGAUAGAACAGAUGAAAGAUUACGACGUGCAAGAAGAAAAUUAGAUUAUGUUGGUCGAAAAGUGAAAGAUAAUAAAUCUGUCUGUAUUGUCAUUGCCUUGAUAUUUGUAUUCUUUGUACUUGUAGCAUUAUUCCGAUAG